This is a messenger RNA of Colletotrichum abscissum, 942 nucleotides long. RefSeq lists its product as uncharacterized. Bases 1 to 942 code for a protein of 313 amino acids. NCBI's taxonomy places the organism in Eukaryota, Fungi, Ascomycota, Sordariomycetes, Glomerellales, Glomerellaceae. The transcript is spliced from 4 exons. The record is from RefSeq and is a predicted model, not a curated record.
AUGAAGAUCCAGAAGUUGCUUCUUCUACCUACUGUCUCCUCGGCCACAUCGACGGGCUUUCCUACCUGCUUGCUCGGGCGCGGCGGAUGGCAACUGGGUCACGGCAGACUCGAUCUUUCUGCUUUUGCGGCAUACGAAAACAUCAUUGCCUCUUUGGCUUCCCUACUUCACCUGAGAUCCCACUGCUGGAACCAAAACCUGGGUUUACACGACCAGCGUCUCGCUCUCACUUGGGUACAAGAAAUCAUCGCCUCCUUUGACGGCGACCCGUCCAAGGUUACGAUCUGGGGCCAGUCCGCAGGCUCCUUUUCGGUGGACCACCACCUCAAAGCCUACGCCAAUGACACGCUGGUCCCAUUUCGAGCUGCAAUCAUAUUUAGCGGCCAGAUGACGGAGAAUCUAAUCAGCGCCAUGCGAAAGUAUCGCAUCGCUUUCGGAUCACAAUGCGAUAACGUGACGGCCCUCAGCAAGCCGAGUGAUCUCUGGAGAAACGGGAUCGUCGUCAGAGUUCCUCUUCUGACGGGCGCAGUGGAGGAAGAGGGGGGUGGGCUGGUCAAUGACAAAGUCAACAUGACGGCCUUCUUCAAUGCAUAUCUUCCGCCGGCUCUGAUAUCAUCCGAAGACCUCUCCAUUCCAAAUCUCUUCCCUAAAGAGUACGACUGGCUAGGCAAAUUUCACGGCUUGGAGAUUGUUCUUCUCUUCACCGAUCCGGAUACCACACCUUACACCCCUCAGACAUAUGCAGUGUAUGAAUACUUCAGGGGCGUCGUUGCGCGCUUUCUGAAGAAUCCUUCCGCAGGUCCUGGGUGGCCGGCCGUGGGGUCGUCUUAUGCUCCAAUCGACGUCGCGGUUCUGGGGGAUGUGGGUGAUACCUCGAGCGUCAAGACGGUGUUGAAUUCUACGGCCCUGAAUGAGAGGUGCAAGCGUUUCGACAUGAUAUAG